UUAGGGUAAGGGUUCUACUUAGGUUCAGGUCAGGAUUAGGCAUUUAGUUUUGAUGAUUAAGGUUAGGGUAGGGGGCUAAAGAAUACAUAAUGCCAAUGAGUGUCCUCACUAAUAUAGAUGUACAAACGUGUGUGUGUGUGUGUGUGCGUGCGUGCAUCAGGGGGUGGGUGCAUUGGUCCGUGUCAGACAGCAAAGAGUGCCGCAGUUAUCUAGGAAUCUGAGCCAAAGCAACCUCACUAACAGAGAGGAGCAGGAGAAAGAGGAGGACGAGCAGUGAGGAGGAAAGGAAAGCAAUAGAAAGAAGACAGCAAUAGAAAGAUCUGGACAAAAAGAAGAGGACACACUUUCCACCUGAAGAGGCACUUACUGAGAUUUAAAGAAAAGCAGAGAAUCAACAACAACAAAAGGACAAACAGCUUGGAGAGAGGCGGCAGGACCACUGCUCCAGAGAUUAAAACAAAGUUUGGGAAAAGCCUCCAUUUUCCCAUGAUUCCUUUUGGUUCUCUUGGUAUGCUAUCACUGUAUGUGGGCACCCUGCUGUCCUUAGAUGCAUCCCCGGCCUGCACACACCCUCCCUGCAGGGACAGUCUGGUGGCUGCACCCAUGCCACCUGGGAUGGGGGCAGGAGUGGGCAGUGGGGCCUGUGAGGGUCAGACUGGGACAGCAGGCUGUCGCAUGGGGGUUUCACAUCCAGCCAUCUCAGACGCUCCACGGCGGUCGGAGCACAGGCACGAGUCCCCCCAGGUUCAGCCUAAGACUGGAGUUGUCAAAGAGCGUCUCGUUCAGCUGCAGCGCUGCAUGCACUCUCUCCAGGAAACAGGAGGAGCCUGGAGCCACGGGGGCCAGGAGAGCAACUCUCUGGGAGCCAUUCUGGCUCUAAUGGCAGCUGUGCUGACAGAGUGUGACCUCCACUGUCACAGCCAGGCCCUUGGGGUGAUGGCCAAACGACUAGAAAGUGCAGCAGUGGGGAGAGAGGGGGAGAAAGAUCUGCUGCUGUUCCUGAAGAGCAUCACACAACACCCACCGACAGUUUCCCCUUUGGAGAGGUUACAUCCUCAGGACUGUGCAGAGAUUUACAGGAUCGGCAUCAAAGACAAUGGAAUCUACACCAUUCAGCCUGACCUGCACAGGCCGGCACUGGAGGCUAAAUGUGACAUGGAGACGGCGGGCGGUGGUUGGACGGUGAUCCAGAAUCGGCAGGACGGUUCGCUGAACUUCAACAGGACAUGGCAGGAAUACCGCGAGGGCUUUGGGAGUCCGCAGGGAGAGCACUGGCUGGGGAACGCAGUGCUGACCGCACUCACCUCCGUCGGCCAACACCAGCUCCGGAUUGAGCUGGAGGACUGGCACCAUCAGAGACGCCAUGCCACCUACAACAAUUUCAAAGUGGCCUCAGAGGCACAGAGGUAUCGUCUGACAGCUCGUGAAUACUCUGGAGAUGCAGGCAACGCCUUGAGUUACAGCAAACGCUACAACCACGACGGCAGAUCCUUCAGCACCGCUGACCGGGAUCAUGACCGCUACGCAGCAGGAAACUGUGGUCAGUACUACGGCACAGGCUGGUGGUUCGAUGCCUGCCUGGCGGCCAACCUGAAUGGUCGGUACUACCGUGGGCGCUACAGUGGGGUGACCAACGGUAUCUACUGGGGGACGUGGUACAUCCUGACAGACGGACGGACUGGAGAACGCUACUCCUUCAAGAGGGUGGAGAUGAAAACGAGACCUAAGAACUUUGUGGGGAGGUCCUAAAUCUAACAUGACUCAACUGAAAAUAAGUGGCACAACCGACUGUAAUGAUCAUGUCACUCACAGUUGAGGAACAGAUGUGAGAUAUAGAGUUACAGUGUGGACAUCACUGUGUUUAGAGCAGUUUUUGUGUCGCUUAUGAAAUCUAUGCAGACGGCAGCUAAUAGAUUCAAGAAAAAUAUACAAAAGAUAAUGUUUAAACAAUAUUUCAUAUUCACUAGCAGACUGUUUGAGGCUAAACCCCACAUUACAUUAUACUUCUGUUAAUUAUGGGGCUACUCCAUAGACUGUACAUAAAGAUGGACCUUAUGACUGCUCCCCCAAAGUGAAGCCAAAGUGUCUCAAUCGCCACCUGGUGGUGGGGUUUAUACCCCACCACCAUCGACCAAACUAAAAAGACAAACAAAUUUUUCUCAAAGAUGUUUUCUGUCAUUUUAGGUAGUUCUUAUCACACUGAUGAUUGUUAAAGUGCUAGAGUUAUUUAAUGAUAUAAAAACGGGGGCGGGUGAAACCUUAUGAUUGACAGCUGAGACUCACUCACGAUUGAUUGGUGGGACCUCGACCUCCAGUCCCUGAUCGCUACUGCUCCACAUGUGCAAGAUGGCAGCAUUUGUAUCUGGGAUAUUUUGGAAAUAUAUUUCUGGACAGCGGGAGGAAGUGGAGACAUGUCGUCCAUCUUUUAGAACAGUCUGUGAUAACACCAUGUCAGAGAAACAAAGAAAUAUAUAUUGAAAUAACUGUAGCUGUUACUGUUGUUGUUCUACAUUUACAGAUUCUUUAUUGCACGUUAAAAAAUAACCGUGUGACUCAAUCAGUGGGAUGCCCAGUGAGGCCCGUAUAUACAUACAGAUGUUGUUUACAUAUAGAGGAUGAAUUUAUUGCAAAGCUGCACAUGCACAUACAGCACAAUAAAGAAAAUAAAACAUAUUUAUGUAAAUGCAUGGAUUUAUGGAAUGUGUUUAUGCCACCACCUGCCAAGUCAAUGUAUUUUAGUCGUAUUAACUUCCUGAAGUCAAGAGGUCAUUGUAAUGCUGCAGAGGGAGACUGACAGGGGGGUGAUAUACUGAUCCCUCACUGUGUAAUUCAUGCAACAGACAGAACCAAACCCAGAGCUCAUGGUUUGACAGUCAACAGAGAGAAGUCCAGUUUUGGAGAAACCACUUAUCUCACCCCACCACUUUCCCAGGAGCUGAGACACACUGAUGCUGAGACACACUGAUGCUGAGACACACUGAUGCUGAGACACACUGAGGCUGAGACACACUGAUGCUGACCCCUGCGAGGUUCAUCCUAUUUUCAUUGACUCCAAGUACCCACCCUCCGCCCACUACUAUCAAGUCAGACACACACAGACAGAAACACACACACAGCCUCCCCUGCUUUUUCACAUUGGCGUCCUGCGGGCAGCUCCCUCUGGCUGCGCUUCACAAAGGCUUUCGGGGAGUUUAGUGUUGGUGUGUGAGUGCUGAGUUUGGCUCGUGCAGAAGUGGUGUGUGUGUGUGUGUGUGUGUGUGUGUGUGUGUGUGUGUGUGUGUGUGUGUGUGUGUGUGUGUGUGUGUGUGUGUGUGUAAAACGGCUGCACCUAUUUUAGCAGUGUACAUCAUAAGCUGUCAGUCGCUCCAACAAGCAGUGUUUCUAAUAUUAACCAGUGGCCUAAACACACAGACACACACACAGUGAACAGACUCUCGAGCAGCUACAGUAUUUCACAUACACCACUUAUACACACACUAUGACAUGCCUGCAUUCACGUGCAUGCGCAUACACACACACACACACACACACACACACACACACACACACACACAAUCACACAGGAGACUGAAGGGCUUCUCUCAGCACAUAGAGGUGCAUGAUUUGCUUGACUUCAUUAAAACAAUUUGAGAAUAAAAUGGCUGUUUGAUGGUGCCGCCUUAAUUAUUGUUAUGCAACCACAAUCUCCUUUUACCCUUUUCCCUGUUCACACACACACACACACAGAACCAAAAGUAAUCAAGAUCAGUCACCCAUAUAUGCUAUUAUACAUAUCAGCUUUCCCUUUUGAUUUUGAAUGUGUGUCCUUGUGUGUGUUUUGUUGUAUUACUGGGGAAACAACACAAGGUUAAAAGGUGAAAGGCUCCAUAUUCUGCCCCCUGGUGGCUACUGAUCCUAUUGGAGAGGCUGAGUAUGAAGCUUCGAGUCAGCUGAAGGUAUCUGUUUUUAGUUUUCUUACCAGUUGUCUUCAGCUGACAUAAACCUGAAGAUAACUUUAAUUUAGAUCCUGGCAAAGGUCCUGUUGGUCCAAAUAAAGGUUUUGUCUUUGAGAGAUACUGAAGUGAGUUGUAUAAUCAACCUUUCAAAUGCCUAAAAGAAGAUUUUCACCUUAUGUUAUCACUGAUAUAGAAAAAUAAAUCACUUUUAACUCUG
Molecule: messenger RNA, 4152 nt
Organism: Hippoglossus stenolepis (Pacific halibut)
Lineage: Eukaryota; Metazoa; Chordata; Actinopteri; Pleuronectiformes; Pleuronectidae
Product: fibroleukin
Exons: 6
Coding region: 487-1749 (420 amino acids)
Source: RefSeq, a predicted model, not a curated record